This is a messenger RNA of Symbiodinium natans, 1479 nucleotides long. The record is from the annotation of a GenBank genome assembly. Lineage: Eukaryota; Dinophyceae; Suessiales; Symbiodiniaceae.
AUGUCCCAGGCGCUGAACCGGGAGACCCGCCUGGAUCGCCAGCCUUUGGUGACGCCCCACCCGCUGCAGCUGACCCCGGCCCAGGAGCAGCUUGCCGAGGCGCACGCUGAGGUCUUCCGCAUGAAUGGCUUCGAGCUGAAGAAGGAUGAGGCUUCGUUUUGCCCCGUGAAGACCCUUCUCUGCUCAGAUCGCAUCAUGGCUGUGGACAUGCAGCUGGAUGGGGGCAUCUCCCAAGCCCCUCAGCCGGAGCAGAAGAGGCGGCGCAUCGAUGUCGAAGCAGCCUGUGCCACAGAGGCUGCUUCGCUUGUUGAAGCCGCACAUGGGCGUGCCGAUGCGCUGAAGGCGCAGCGGCACGAAGCAGACUCCAAAGGUUUGCGUGCGGCCACGCAGGAACUGCAGGAGCUCGCUGGGCAAGUGGCGCGCUUUGCGCUGCGCCUGGAGGCGGAUGAGAGCAAGGCCCUGGCCUUCAUCCACGAAGGCCCCACCGCGGAUCCGGGCUGCCAGGAUGCAGAGCUUCUGGCGGCGCUCCAGCACUUUGCAGCGGCGCACGAGGCGUUGCGCCAGGAGGAAAGCCGCGUGCAAGCGCUUGUGCAGCAGACGUCCAACACGGCAAAGAAGCUGCGUGUAGAGGAGCAGCAACUCGAAUCCCUCACCAUCGAGAUGGCAGAGCUUGCUGAGACAAGGCACGCUCAAGAAGAGGAAGAACGAGCACGCCGCGAGGCGGAGGAGAGGGCUCGCAAGGAGGCCGAGGAACGGGCGCGCAAGGAAGCCGAGGAGCAGGCGCGCAAGGAAGCCGAGGAGCGUGCGCGCAAGGAAGCCGAGGAGCGGGCGCGCAAGGAAGCCGAGGAGCGGGCGCGCAAGGAAGCAGAGGAGACAGCUCGCAAGGAAGCCGAGGAGACGGCGCGCAAGGAAGCCGAGGAGAGCGCGCGCAAGGAAGCAGAGGAGACAGCUCGCAAGGAAGCCGAGGAGAGCGCGCGCAAGGAAGCAGAGGAGACGUCGUGCAAGGAAGUUGCGGAGACGGCUCGCAAGGAAGCCAAGGAAGAGGCGUGGCAAAAAACGCAAGAGAAGGCUGACAAGGAAGCGGAGGAGAAGAAAGCUCACUUGGAAAUGUCCGAAGAGGCAGGGCCCAAGCCCAAGACAGAGAAGGCAGGACCUGUGAAGGCGCAGCCAGCCAAGAAGCUCAUCGUUCAAGCGGAAGCUUGUUCGGUUGCGACGGGCGAGUACACCCUCAUGGACCGCCAGUGCCAUGACCACGAGGCCUACAAGAAGGCCAAUGCCAACGUUUUCCUGAUUUGGACUCCGCGCGAUGCUGGGCAUUGGGUGAUCACUGCGGAUCCGGAGACUGAAGAUGUGCUCGUGCGAAGCCUGCAGGUUACUCGAACUGGCCCUCCGCACAACCUCAUGAGCAAAAGCUGGACCACGGCUUCAUGGGGCUCGCGCGGCCGGGUCGCGCCUGUUCUCAUCGUCAAGAGCGCCUAA